Messenger RNA from Zootermopsis nevadensis, 3148 nucleotides. NCBI's taxonomy places the organism in Eukaryota, Metazoa, Arthropoda, Insecta, Blattodea, Termopsidae. The record is from RefSeq and is a predicted model, not a curated record.
UAUGCAUUAUAUCACGUGUGAUCUGCGAGCUGUUUUGUUUGUUCGCUGCUAAGUAGUAGACUUAUUAGUGAUAGUGAUUACAUUGUUGAUAGCAUCGAAAUGGAAGAUAUUUCAUCAGGCGUUUCUUCCCCUGAAUUUUCAGAAUUAAAAAAUUCAGUAUCGACAUCGAAGACCGGACCGCUUUCAGCAGAGACUAGUGGAGCUAAAGUAAAAACGACAACAAAGAGCAGAACUGGUGGCGUCAAAUUGGGUUCUUUCAGACUAGGCGGAAGGAGGAAGAUAAGUUCCGAAGGAGAUUCCAGUACGGAAGUGAAGGAGGAUAAAAGAAAGUUAAAAAAACAUAAGAAAGAAACCAGCGGUAAGCCAGAAUCAGAGGAUAGUGCAGCGUCGACGCAGUCUGUAGCCACCAAGCAGUCCCUAUCAAGCAGAACAUCUUCACUUGUGCGGAAGUUAAGUAUUGGGAGGCACAGAUCUAGUGGCUCAGGAGGGUCUCUCAAAUCGCCGGAUACGCCGUCAUCUCAAGAAUUUCACUCUGCGUCUACUGAAGAAGACUGUUUCUUCCCCGCGUCGUCUUCAACGGGCGUCACUGACGGACGUCCGAGCCAGGAAGGAAUUAUCAGCGCAGCCCCCACUCAGGAUGUCUUAAGUCCCAUCGACCAAUCGACAGCUCGUACUAAAGUAAGCAAAUCCGAGUCAAGUAUUAACGACGCUACUCAUUGUAACGGUGAUUCAGUUACAAAGGCCAUGUCGGGGAUUAAGGACAACUUGCCCAAUCCGGAAUCUCAAGACGGAACUCCGGAUGUAGUCCAAAGUGAGAAGAGUGAAGCUAAUGGCGAGGUAGCCGCUCCGGAAAUUGGGAAUGAUUGUGACGCCAAGAACUUGGUUGAAAUUCGUGAACAUGUUUCAGAAUCGGACCAGAAUAAAGAAAUUUCAUCGGCAGUUGCGAAUGGAGAUGUACUUCCCACAAGCUACAGCACAUCUGUGAAUCUUUCAGAAGUUUCGCCUCUAAGCACUACACCGACACCUGUAAAUGGAGACAAAACUUCUAAAUUCGAAUGGCGUGUACUGGAUAUUCGUAAGGUUGAUAAAUCGCCAGAGCAAGAUGCCGACAGAAAGCCUACAACAAAAGACCAGAUCCUGUCCAUAACAACGCCUUUGCUGUUGAAACAAAGGCAGCAGGUGGAAGAGUACUUCAAACUUGUUGCGCCGGGGCCUCUGCCUUCUGUGUCAACCAACCACCAGCUGCUGGGCUUAGAUGAGGACGAUUUUCGCGAUUCUAGUGUGGAGACAGAAUCGCGGUCGCCGUCUCCUGUCGCGGACACCGAAGUCAAAAUAUUUCAGAAACUAGGAAUUUCGCAGCCGACGCAACAGGUUGGUGAAAAACGUGAACACCUGUACAAGAUCUUGGUGAUUGGUGAACUUGGUACGGGAAAAACCUCAAUUAUCAAGCGUUAUGUCCAUCAGUUCUUUUCUCAGCAUUACCGUGCCACUAUUGGCGUUGAUUUUGCUCUCAAAGUCCUUAAUUGGGAUGCAAACACAAUCAUAAGACUGCAGCUAUGGGACAUUGCAGGGCAAGAGCGAUUUGGAAAUAUGACUCGUGUAUAUUAUAAGGAAGCAGUUGGAGCGUUCGUUGUUUUUGAUGUAACAAGAGCCGCUACAUUUGAUGCAGUUGUCAAGUGGAAGCAGGAUUUAGAUGCCAAGGUUCAGCUACCAGAUGGCACCUCCAUACCAUGUGUUCUGCUAGCGAACAAGUGUGACCAGCAGAAGGAAGGAAUUGUAAACAGUCCUUCUAAGAUGGAUGAAUAUUGCAAGGACUGGGGUUUCACCGCUUGGUUCGAGACCUCUGCAAAAGAGAACAUCAAUAUUGAAGAUGCUGCUAGGUCCUUAGUAACAAGGAUUCUGCAGAAUGAAAUGUUGACAAAUCAUAAUGAAUCUUCAAAAGAUCUGGAGAGAUUUGCUCUUGAUGGAAAGAACCAGCGGGACCAGAAGAGCAAGACAUGUUCAUGCUGACAGAGCUCUUGAUAUAAGCAAUGGAACACUUUCAUGUGCCUCAAGGUGACAAGUUACGAUUGUACCUGAGCUGCAGGACAGUGGUGGAAUUUUGAACAGAAUGGAGCACUUGUAACUCAUUCUGCUUGAGUGUGUUGAGAGAAUCUUAGGAUUGCUAUAUUGCCAGUUACUAAUUAUCAUAAUUUAUUGAUAGAGGUCAGUAGUGUAAUUUGAAUAGCAGCAAAACAUUCCAGCAAUAGGGGCCAUAAAUAUGUUGAAGAUAAUUUAAAAUUAGAAGCAAAAUUUACAAGAAAUGUGCAGUUGUGUAACUUCCACAAAGUGAACUGCUGGAAACAUUGUAACAAAAAUGAAUACUUUGUUUGCAUGUUAUGAAAUUAAUUUUGAGAACAAAAUAUCCAACAUGUGUAUGUGAUGCAAGUAUAUAUUAAUUAGAUGUUUACUCUAGUAAUUCAUCCACACUUGGAGUUUUCUUGAUGUAUUUGCUUCAAAUUAUGUAUCAAUUUCAAAGCGAAAGUGUAAUAGAACCCUCAGAUUUUUUUUGUGGUUGCAGUUUGGUCAUUAUGUUUGUAGAUCUAUGCUUUUGUGCCUUGACCAAAGUAAGACCAAGUUUUAAGACAAUGAUUGGAAUGUGUCGUCAACCUUGAAUUUAGUAUCAGCUAGACUGUAUACAAUUCAUUACUAUGUUUUAUAUCCCACAUUUAACUGAAUUACCACUUCAACAAAAUUGCAUGUUAUAUAUCCAUACUGUUUUUAAAAUGUUGUUAAAAAAAUUUAACAGUUCAACUAAAUAUAGAUGUGACUAAUUCUUUAUGACCUGAACUAAUAAUGUACUUGAGAUGGAUUUUCUGCACAUAAAUUUUUAUUUUCCUCUCCGUUGUUGAAUUAAUAGAAAGUAGUCACUUUGUCUUGAAUAAAAAAUGAGUUAUGUAAAUGUGAACACACAUAAAACUUGGUCCCCUGGAUUGCAUACUGCAGAAUAUUUCUGUAAAGUUAUAAACAGUGUGCAUUUUUAGCAUAUAAAUGGUGUAAUUUCUUAUACAUUUGCCUGGCUUACAUCAGUGUGCAACUUGCUAGUCGUUUCAGAACUGUGUGGCCAUAUUUCAUUAUGUAUAAUGUAUUUUUAUAAGUAUGUUUGUAA